AUGGCCGACUAUAACCCUUUGUUUGGGUUGCGCCGGCGCAAAAUGGCCGCCGGUUACCAUUCAGUGGAAGAAUACUGGGAUAAUUUAGGUGAAUACGAAGGUGCCAUUUUGAAAGCUCGAGAAAUAUGGGAAAAUGUAAAACCUUUGUACACGAAGCUCCACAAGUACAUAGCACUAAGGCUCAAGGGGUCUGAAGCAGUUGGCAAAUCUUUACCAGUACAUUUGUUUAAGUCUUUAACCGGUAAUGACUGGUCCAACCUAAUAGAAAAUCUACUGCCAAAACAUGCUGGAAUAUACCAAAAAAUACAUGCAAAUCUUCAGUUAAAGGAUCUCGGUGGUGUUAAAGCUUUCAAGCAAGCAGCAAAACUGAUAAAAGCAUUAAAUUUAGGAGAAGCAAAUGAAUCAAUUUUCACUGAAUCCGUGUUUAACAGUACUUGUCCACCAACACUGAUAGAUUGGUGCAAACCAAAUAAUGUUAAAGUGAUAACAUGUAAAGACGUCAGCAUAGCCAAUUACAUAGAGGCCCAUGAAGCCGUCAUGAAGAUAGUUUAUAAACAAACUAUUAAUUUACACAGCAAUAACACUUAUAUUUUGAGAGAAGCAUCCCGCUAUUCCGCUAUAUAUGAAGCCAUUCCUGGAUUCGUGUCUUUACUUUCGCUGAAUCCAUAUGCUUUGAAUCGAGCUGAAUUGUUUCCGUUAGAAAUGUUCAAUUACAACCCUAACUAUCAUCGUCUUGUGUUACAACUCAUAAUGGCUUUGAAAGAUUUACCCAAACUUAACUUCUAUUUAGCUGCUGAUGAAUGGAGAAUAAAAGUUUUGAUGGGCACCAUCCCAUAUGCAAAGAUACCGAGUAGUUGGAGUGACUUUCGUAAAAAUUUCUCUUUCAUCGAAACAUCUAACGUUGAUUUUCUUGGAGACCCGUACAUGGUUUUCAAUAAACCUUUUAUUGGAAAAUUUAUGGGUCUUAUUCUAAAAUAUCAAAUUUAUCAAUCAUUUGCUGAAGAGAUGAUGUCUGAUAAUUCUGAUUUAGUUGAACAUAUCGCUGAAAAUAACUACAGAUUAGUAGAUGCAAUGAUGCAAGGCUUCGGAUCUCCUUGGCCUGAUAUGGUCAGUGAUCUUUUAGCAAAGCGAGAAUAUGGUCUAGAAUAUACAGGGCUUACUGAUUACUACAAAUUUCUGGACGAAUACUUAGAUAAUCAAUUAGAUCCAGGGGCUGAGAAUGAAAAUUCUGACGAUUACGUAGAACCCAUCGUGGAUGAACCAAUCCUUGAAGAAAAUGAAAUUCCUGACUCAGCUCCUGAACCACGUGAGAAAAUCGAUACACAUAAAGAAUACAUUAUUGAUUUAAGUGAAAAAACAAGCUCUGAAUUUACUGUAGAAACGACUACAGUAGGAGCUUUAGAAGUAAAGAAUCCCGUGGCAUCUGGGGACCAAAAAGAAGAGACAAAUACGAAAGAGGCAUCGUAUAACACUUACUGGUGGAUAGGAAUAGCUGUGGCUUUGGCUGUUAUUGUAAUACUCAUAGCAAUAAUCGCGAGAAAACGCCACAAUCACAGAAAACAGCUAGAAAAAGAGCGAAGAGACAACUCACGAGCCUGA
This is a messenger RNA of Arctia plantaginis, 1599 nucleotides long. The record is from the annotation of a GenBank genome assembly. Lineage: Eukaryota; Metazoa; Arthropoda; Insecta; Lepidoptera; Erebidae.